Messenger RNA from Xiphophorus maculatus (southern platyfish), 4217 nucleotides. RefSeq names its product mannosyl-oligosaccharide 1,2-alpha-mannosidase IA-like. NCBI's taxonomy places the organism in Eukaryota, Metazoa, Chordata, Actinopteri, Cyprinodontiformes, Poeciliidae. Gene Ontology annotation, molecular function: mannosyl-oligosaccharide 1,2-alpha-mannosidase activity; calcium ion binding. The coding region runs from base 1026 to 2942 and encodes 638 amino acids. The record is from RefSeq and is a predicted model, not a curated record. The transcript is spliced from 12 exons. Gene Ontology annotation, cellular component: Golgi membrane; extracellular exosome; endoplasmic reticulum. Gene Ontology annotation, biological process: carbohydrate metabolic process; N-glycan processing.
CCCUGCCCGCACUAUAUGUUACAUUUCCAGCCCUCUCCUCUCAAAUUUCGACGCAAGCGGACGUCCGCGGCACAGCGACGGUGCGCAGCAAAGAGAGCGGAGCGAAGCACGGCAGGCGGCGGGCACCGCGAAGCGACGACGCGGCAGCAGCGGCGGUGGCAAAAGCUCUCUCUCUCCCUCUCUGCCUUUUGUUGGAUACUGGCACACUGGAUGCUGGAUUUGUUUCUCAUAGGGAUUUGGAUCGAGACUCGGGAUAACUUCACAUGGGACAAAACCCGCCUUCUUUCACGCCUGCCAGCGAUUUGUUUCGCCCGGCGUGUUGACGACGGCAGCGGAGUAGAGCGGAGAAACCGGAGGCUGCCGGAGGAGCGCAAUUGACAGAUACGGAGACAUGCUUAUACACGCGUUUCCGUCCACCAGCUGAUUGGGGAUAGAGGCGAACAAAGCGGCGUGUAAUCUAUUUGAAACAACGUGAUAUUGUGAGCUGGUAAUGCAGAAGCGUGGGUCUGCUGAAACGGAGAUCGGGGAAAGAUGCUGUGAUGUUCGCCUUGCACCGCAGGGCAAUGCGUUGUAACGAUCUGAACGGCGUGGAAUAACGCACCGAGGCACAACUUUGUUCAAAGGCCUAACAAUCGUUAAAUUAUCUCAUUUAGUGGUGCAUUUAUUCCUGGAGCCGAUUACUUAAGUUUAUAUAGCUUGUAGUGUUUAUAAACGCAGCCAGCCCUAAAGCUGUGUUUAAAAAAAAAAAUAAAAAAAUGAUUUGCAGUAUAAACCCACAUCCUGCUCUCUCUUGUUGCCACUAAUACGACCCAGAGUUGCUAAUUUAUGUAAAAACUAACUGUAGGUGGAGUCGGGUCUAACAUUCGCGUAUGCAAAUCCAAUCGAUAGUGAGAUAAAACCACUGGGGGUGUGUUUGGAGUCCAGCAUAUUUAGUCUUUACACCAGAUUGAAGGCAGCAGAGGCGCUGCUACCAAAGCACCGUGUGGUCUACUGUAAACCCAGCGUAAGCCCAAAGGAAACUUUCAAUGGUUUUUCGAAAGUUGCCCGGUGUUUCUGCAUCGGGCAUGGGCCUGCGCCUGUCCCAGAAGUUCGUUUUUUUACUCUUCCUCUCGGGUUUGGUAACACUGUGCUUCGGAGCCCUCUUCUUUUUGCCGGACUCCGUCCGACUAAAACGCAUUUUUCUCUCAAAGACAGAAGUCCAGCCGGUCACCGUCGGCUCCGGGUCAGAGAACGAUGUCAGGGAGCACCUCAAAAGACCCAAGGAGCCGGAGCAUACGAGGGGCAUGACCCCGGGCAAAGGAGAGACGAAGAGCCGUAAACCCUCUGUCUCCAACGAAGCCACCGAGGAACGGAUGGCAGGGGGCAAAGCUCAGGAGGACCUGACCCUGUCCAGGUCCAAAGCGGAUUCCUUGAUGGAGAGAGUCUCCGACGCUGACCAUGAUGCCAACUCGGAUACUUUUAAUUUCAAGAAGUUCCAAGGAUGCCUGCUCAAACCUGCGCUGGGACGAGACAGCGGGAGUACGGCAGACCCCAAGAACAACGACCGCAGGGAGAAAGUUAAAGAGAUGAUGAAGUUUGCCUGGGACAACUACAAGCGAUAUGCCUGGGGCAAAAAUGAGCUGCGACCUCUGACGAAAAACGGCCACCUCGGCAACAUGUUUGGUGGACUAAGAGGAGCUUCUAUUGUGGACUCACUGGACACGCUGUAUAUUAUGGGACUGAUGGACGAAUAUAAUGAUGCCAAGGAGUGGGUGCAGACUAGUUUGGACCUAAACUCGAAUGGCGAGGCAUCACUCUUUGAGGUGAACAUUCGUUACGUCGGCGGGUUGCUCUCGGCAUACUACCUGACAGGAGAGGAGUUUUUCAGAAAUAAAGCGGUGGAGCUGGGAGAAAAGCUGCUUCCUGCCUUUAAUACGCCAACAGGGAUCCCCAGAGGAGUCAUCAACCUAGGAAGCAGUGGCACGAGUUGGAGCUGGGGCUGGGCUUCAGCUGGCAGCAGCAUCUUGGCUGAGUUCGGGACCCUUCACCUUGAAUUUGUGCAUCUGACAGAGCUGUCAAACAACCCAGUGUUCAAAGAGAAGGUGAUGAGCAUCAGGAAGCUCCUGAACAAAAUUGAAAAACCUCACGGCCUGUAUCCGAACUUCCUCAGUCCAGUCAGCGGCAACUGGGUUCAGCACCAUGUUUCCAUUGGUGGCCUUGGAGACAGUUUUUAUGAGUAUCUGAUAAAAUCCUACCUGAUGUCAGACAAGACCGACGAGGAAGCAAAGAAGAUGUACUACAGUGCACUAGAGGCAAUUGAAGCUAACCUGGUUCAGAAGUCCCCUGGUGGCCUCACCUACAUGGCAGAGUGGAGGGGGGGCAUCCUGGACCACAAGAUGGGUCAUCUGGCCUGCUUCUCUGGGGGCAUGAUUGGCAUCGGGGCUGAUGAUGGAGCACCAGAAAAGAGGCAGCACUACCUUGAUCUCGCUGCUGAGAUCACACACACCUGCCAUGAGAGCUACACUCGCUCAACCACUAGACUGGGACCUGAGGCCUUCAGAUUCGACAGUGGAGCUGAAGCUACAGCUACUAGACUGAGUGACAGAUAUUACAUCCUACGACCAGAAGUCAUCGAGAGCUACAUGUACAUGUGGAGACUGACCCACGACCCCAAAUACAGAGACUGGGGAUGGGAGGCAGUAGAGGCUCUAGAGCAGCACUGCAGAGUGGAGUCUGGUUUCUCUGGGAUCCGUGAUGUUUACGCCCUGACAGCCAGCCACGACAACAUGCAGCAGAGCUUCUUCCUGUCUGAGACACUUAAAUAUCUUUACCUGCUUUUCUCUGAUGAUGACCUCCUCUCCCUGGAAGACUGGGUCUUUAACACCGAAGCCCAUCCGCUGCCCAUCAUCCGUAAAAGCUGUCUGCAGGAUGAAAUAACAGAGGAAAAGACAGUCUCUGAAUAACACCACUCAACGACUGAGAUGGUUACGGACAAAUCUGCACAGUUCAUGUGCACACAGUCACAUCGCAAACACCAAUUCAGUGCAGAUUCAGGGUCUUAUAAGGAGUGAGUGGUUGACUCUCAGUUCCUUUCCAGAAAAGGAUGUUGUCGUUUUAUGCUGUGAUUGUAUAUCCUUUUGCCGGGGUUCCUUCCUACUGGCACUUAUUUUUUGCGGACAAUCAAAACAAACAUGACUUUCAUGAAGAGAUACCUUUUUCUUUCCUUCUUUCCUCUGUGAGGAAACCACUAUAACUUACAGACCCAAAUGUAUGGGAGAAGGUUUGAACUAUGGGCCAUACUGUCAGAGAGAUACAGAACCACUUGAGUUUUGCUCAUCAUUUUAGUUUACCUUUAGUGAUGAUGUUUUCCCUUUAGGCUUAUUUCUGGUUUUCCUUUGUGAACACGUUGCCCAAAUUGUUUUUUUUGCAUUUCUAUUCCCCUCUUUUAAAGUCAAGUGUGUUGGUGAAAUUUAAAGAAAGGAUGGGAGUUAAAUAAUGUACAGAUAAACACAAAAUGUGACUCUCAAAUCCACCUUGAAACUAAUGUUGAUGUCAUGUUUCUUACUGAAACAACGUUGAAUGAAUUUUUUAAAGGACAGAGAUGUCAGGAAAGAGGCUUUGUCUUAUGCAUCCAGGGACCACAUUUAAAAAAAUAUGUUUCCUGUCUAUGCUCUGGUAAUUUUAUUUUCAACAGAACGUUUGCUCAGCCUUUCACAAUAAAAUGGAGCACUCUCCAUUUGUUCACUGUAAAAACAAAGCAUCAAGAAAAAAAAAAGACAUCUGUUAGCCAACUUCGGAUGUCUGUUCUGUUGGGAAUUUUUUUGCCUUCACGUACAUCCAUAGUGAUGUUGCAGGCUUUUCAGCUGCAGAGACAAGCUUUUACUUUCUAUCACUGUUCUGUUAACAGCUGAUCUUCUGCACAGUUGUGGAGUGAAUGUGCUGUAUAUACAGAUGAAGUGAGUGGCACCUGUAUGAGCUUGUCUUGACUUUAGUGUGUGUCUCUUUUUUCUUAAUCUUUUUCUAAAACUUCAGUGGUUAUUUUUGUUCUGAGUUCUCUUUGAUUUGCUUCCCUCAGGUGUUUCAGUAAAAAGAAAAAUCUACAAAUGUCUAAUUUUAAGUCUAGUUAUUGCUGAUAUUAAUUAUUGUUAUUACUUAUUCUUACCGUUUGAUUUUACUUUGUUCAAUAUUUUCAAAUACUGAUUAAAAAGAAACUGUGCAACUUUGUACAUUUAAAACAA